GCUGUUUAAAUUCACUCUGUUCUGGUCAUCUAUUCCAGGUGAGAGACUGUAUGAUUAAAAUUAAAGGAAUAAUAACGAGGCGUUGUUUUAAUUUUACAAAUCUUUCGAUGGCUUACAAAGAUAGGUAUGAAAUGAAUGAUCAACGUGAAAGAAAUGUUGCUUGUACGAGAGACCAAUGAUAUGGAUGUCUUUACUUUGAAAACAAAACAACCAUGUUGUUAAUUUUUGUUAAUAGCGUUUUCGUAUUACUAUUUGCUAAUAUGAUAAUCAGCUUAAAUAGAAAUGAUUAAAUGAAAAUGAAUGCAUAUAUAAGCCAGGUAGCUAAAAAAAAAAAAAUUAAUCGGACACUUCACAAAAUUACUCGGUGCAAAUAAAAGAAAUAGCAGCUUAAAUAGCAAAUAGUCAAUUACAGUUAAAACUUUAUAUGCCCGGUGGCUAAACAAUAUGUAUAUUUGUUUUUUUUUAUGUAAUACAUGACGGCAAAGGCAGAAAAAAUGUCUCGAGAAAGAUGCUUCGGUUAUCAUUAUAUCUGGUGUUCUUGCAUCGUCACCUUCUCACUGCCCACCAACUUGAACAAUCCACCCCGGCAGUAUCUAAUCAGGAUCUUAAUGUCAAAGAGUUGUUAGGAAAUGGACUUUUGGCGGAUGGGGUGGCAAAAAUUGACCGAAAUGGAUUGACGUCAUUUAUGAAUGGCCCAUGAUGGCCUUUUCAGUUUUAAAAAAACAACAAAAAAAAACAACUUUUCCUUGAAAGUUCAAGGGAAGAAAAAACUCGACGAAAUGAACUUUAGAUUUAUCAAAGUUGCUUCCCUCGAAGAAAGAAGCAUUCCAAAUUUUCCGGCAAUUGCUCAAACAUUAGAUUCUUUUUUUAACGCUAUGUUUUCUUUGUUGUUCUUGUUGUUUUGUUUUGUUUAUUAUUAUUAUUAUUAUUUUUUAUCAUUAUUAUUAUUUUUUUGCUUUAAAAAAAUAAUUGACGCAUUCGGGAAUUUUCGCGCAAGUAAACUAUCUGACAAAACUAAGAUGUGGCUAAAGCUCCAGCGAUUUACCCUCUAGGGAACUAAGAGAAACGGGGGGCUCAAAAUUGGAGCCCAUGUUAAAUUUCAUGCAAGAUUGAGACUAUUGAUAAAUAGUAACCCUAAUACUAAUACCAACGAUUGGGAUAAUGAUUAAAAAUUAUGAGUAACAAUCAUGAUAUUGAUCAUGGUAAAAAAUAUAAAUACUAGUAAAUUACAUUAAUAAUAGUAUUAUUUAUAAUAACAAAUAUUUUAUUUCUUACUACCAACAAGAACAGAGAUAUUUAAAUAAAGUGACGGCCUGUAAUAGUGAUUGAACGAAUGCGUUUGCUUCAUUGUAUAAAAAUAAUUAGUUUUAAUAUGUCAAAUAUUAUAAGAUUCCAAAUGAACUAUAUAUAUAUACGUGAUUGGUAUUUGGAGUUGUUAUUGUUAGUCUCUAUAAGUAAUAUGAGUACUAUAAGGUCUAUAAGUUCUGUAAGUAAUAUGAUAACUAUGAAUACUAUGAGUACUAUGAGUAAUAUAAGUACUAUGAGUAAUAUAAGUACUAUGAGUACUGUAAGCUCUAUAAGUUAUGUAAGUAAUAUGAGUACUAUUAGUUCUAUAUCUUCUGUAAGUAAUAUGAGAUCUGUGAAUACUAUUGAGUACCAUAAGUACUAUAACAAGUUAAACACUUUGUGAAGCAUCUUUUUCUUCUUCUUUUAUUUCUUUACAAUACAGCGGAGGCGUUCAAAUCUCUCAAAAAAAGAUGCUUCGUUUGUCGUUUUAUCUGGUGUUCUUCCAUCUUCACCUUCUCACGAUCAAAUCUGCUGCAGUACUUUCAAAUAGUGAUUUACAUGUUGAACAACUGUUACAAGAUGGUGACUUCACAGUUUACUGUAAGAGUCUAAUCCAAGAAAAUAUCAUUUCAAAGUCUUCACAGGAAUGGUGUGCAUUGUUUGAUUUAUCAAAGGACUUAAUCGUCGGAAUUAAUUAUUGCGAUCGGACGGGGUAUGAAGAGUUAACACGAGCUGCUUGCACCAAAGAAGGUUCGGUUGUCAUGACAACACAGACAAAAAUGGCAGCUACGCCAACAUCGUACAUAUCAACACCAGAAUCCAUAUUCAUGACAACCAUGGAAGUCUCCCGAGAGAUUCUAAAAACACAAUCAACAAGUUCGCCCUACAUUAAGUUGACAUCGACAGAUAAAUAUCUUUUGGGGGAACAAAUAGAGACAUCAAGCCAUACGUUGACCACAGCUGAUCAAAGACGACAAACCAACGACAACGUAAUGUCGUCAUCAGACACAACUAUCAACACAAGAAAAUUGCAAAAUCCUGGUUCUACCACAGUCCACGAUUUAUUAAGAUCAACUGAAACGGACCAAACGUUAGAGAACAGCCUGGAGGAUCUACUUCAACAGGUCCUGGAUUACAAGAACAAAACUGACUACGUGGACGAAUGUAAGACUGUUGCACUGACCAAACUGACCAGAGGAAAUGACGUCACUAGGGUGUGCGCCACGAUCAAACAGUUGAAAGUAAUCUUGGAUGACAAGUGUGUCAAGACAGACUACGACCUUCUCGUUGUGGAGACACUGCAGCUGUUCGGCUGUUUGGUGUGUCAUCUUUAGAAUAGUAAUUUAGUAGCUUGCUAAGAAUUUUUCAUUUUAUAAUUUAUUUUUAAAAUAUUAUUGUAAAAGAUUUUUUAAAAUUAAUUUUUAAAAUUUAAUUUUAAAUUUUGUUAUUUGUUUUCUUAUGAAUUUAGUAACCAGAAGUCAUCCUGUAGUCAUUUUAUAAUUUUUGAUGAUAAAUGAUUCUUUAAAUAUUACUUACAUAGCACCCUUAUAUUGAGGAGUCAAAACAUGAAGGAGUGGAGAAUUCCCAAAUGCAUGAAGACUUACCACCUGUCGUAGGGUAUCAGAUAGCAUACCGACGAGGCUAUUGCUACCGUGACUCUAACAGUAUAGUUAUAAAUCAAGGCACUUGAUAUAAAUCAAGGCACUGGAUAUAAAUCAAGGCACUGGAUAUAAAUCAAGGCAUUGGAGUAAAGGAGCUGGGGGCUUGUUAUGAGAAAUUUCCAUAAAAGACCGAGGUUUUUGGAACUUGUUCGUGCAGACAGUCGUCGGCACGAUUCGUCAAUGAGCAGGACGAUCAGAUGGCACGCGACAUUUUCGGUAGUUAUCAAUCAAAGGUUGCUAGUUAACGAGAAAUGUCCAUUGCAACGGUAAGAAAGAGCGUGAAGUAAGUCAUAGUGUGAUGAUGAGGAUUAACUACUCGCACAGCGCUUGUACCCAUGCUACUUUAGCACGCCCACAGCGCUUGUACCCAUGCUACUUUAGCACGCCCACGGCGCUCUGAUUUAAUCUAUUUAAAGAAAAAAAAAUAUUUAAAUGUUUCUUAAAUGAUUUUGUUAUCAUUUUUAAUUUCCCUCAAAGACUUAGGCAAAAUAUUCCAUAAUUUAUGCGCUAUAGCUUCAAAAGAUUGCACUCCGCAUUACUUCUUUAUGUGUCCCUCCACACUGGGAACUCUUAGUAGGGACCGUGUUGAUGAGCUCAGGUUCUUUAACGAUACAUGUUUGGAAAUCAGUUUCAGGGUGGAGAAAUUAAUGAGUAGCAAAAGUGGUCAAAAGAUGUCGAGACUAAUUCGAGGUCAAAUAAAAGGGGAUCGUUAGAGGGGGGGAAAGGGCUGAACUCGGCCAAGAGCGCAGAACUCGCCCGAAGAGCCGUAGAGGGAUUCGGAGCACAGAAUGCAGUCAACGAGUAGAGGCGAUAGCUGAGGGACCAGAAGACGAGCCGUGACAGUCAGGGCUGUUUGACAGGCGAGUGAAAGUGGAAGCCAUUGUUACAGAUUAAUUGAGCUCAAAGGUUACAACCGCCGACGUGUUGUGCAGUGCACGUGACAGAGGGAACGAGGCUGUCAUCCGAGCUCAAGUUUUAGACACAGGAAAGCAGUGGACAAGUAACGGUUCACGAUGGUACUCCACGAAUGAACACAAUGUUAGAGCAGUGCACACUUCUAUUGCUGCCCUCAGAUACUACUUACCAGCUAAGUGCUAUUUCUUAUUUUUAUUUUUAUACCGUUUUUUCUGUUGUUUUGUUCGCUGACGAAGGCUUUCUGCCGACACGUUCGCUGUUUUGUUACGUUUAUUUUUUCAGGUUUAUUUAUUUAUUUAUUUAGGCAUUUUUAUAUAGCGCUUAUCAUAAAGCUCUAAGCGCUUUAGAAUUAUUAAAACAUGUAAACUAAGUAAAUAAACCCUACUCUGUUUUACUCAUUUUAUAGAGCAGUCACAGGAGUAUAGACGUAUUGUUAAUGCUCCUAAUUAAGUUGUAUUUUGUCAACAUAGUUUAUUUUCACUUGAAUAAUGUAUGCAAUCAUAUAUACACAUCGCUUAAUUGGUAUAUGUCAGCUGAAUAUUGAAUCGGACAAAAAAAAAAAUAAAAAACAACCUAAAAACAAAGCUUUCCAUAUACAUCCUUGAAAUGAAUGAUUUAUCAUUUUAUUUUUCAGUAGCAUUCUAAUGACCCGCCAGCUUUUACACCGCAGAUUUACUUCAACCUUUUCAGAAAAAAUAACAAAGAAAAUGUUACGCAUAGAACGCACUCGCGAUAUUUUUAUUAUUUUUAAAGAAUCUUAUUUAAGGCAGAUAUAAUUCAAAAUGUUCAGCGCCCGAUCUCAGAAGGGGAUCACGUCUAAACCAUCGGCUCAGAAGGGGAUCACGUCUAAACCAUCGGCUCAGAAGGGGAUCACGUCUAAACCAUCGGCU
Messenger RNA from Lymnaea stagnalis (great pond snail), 4753 nucleotides. NCBI's taxonomy places the organism in Eukaryota, Metazoa, Mollusca, Gastropoda, Lymnaeidae. The record is from the annotation of a GenBank genome assembly.